AAUUCUUCGAGCGGCCGUGCCGUUCCAUCUCCGCCCGCAAUUCCCAUUUCCAACCUUCGCGACUCGCACCGAGGGCGGGCACACCAACGUCGACCGGCAAUGUUGUCUGGUAUUUCAAGAACAUCUCAGGACUGGGAAUGGUCAUCUACUUCAUCUUCUAAGGAAGACAUCCGGGGCAGCAUUUUUUUCGGUGCAGAUUAUAGUGAAGGAGAAGAGACACAGCAAGAGGACCACAACCUUGAGAGGAUCACAGCCGAGAUGGACUCAAAAUUAC
This is a messenger RNA of Amoebophrya sp. A120, 274 nucleotides long. The record is from the annotation of a GenBank genome assembly. Lineage: Eukaryota; Dinophyceae; Syndiniales; Amoebophryaceae.